Molecule: messenger RNA, 894 nt
Organism: Suillus paluster
Lineage: Eukaryota; Fungi; Basidiomycota; Agaricomycetes; Boletales; Suillaceae
Exons: 5
Coding region: 1-894 (297 amino acids)
Source: RefSeq, a predicted model, not a curated record
AUGCCCACCCCAACCAACUCAACAACGUCUAAAAUCCGCCAUCAUCAACUGUCAGCUCUCCAUUGGGCAAUGGGUUGUGGUGGCUCACCUCUCUGCGUGCUUUUUCUGCUGAACGCAGCUCCUUCUUUUGAUCUUCAGUCAGCUCCAAGUUCAACUCCCAGUCAGCGGUCAGCUCUAAGUUCACCUCCUGCUGGUCAGGCCACAAAAUUCUUCACUGAAUGGCCAAUCCACAAACAAUUUUUCCCUGACAUCGAGAAUGAGAAUGAUCUAACUGAUGAACAAAAGGAGGUGAUUAAGGAGCCACUGAAACAGCGAAAAUUUCAAAUCAUGUGCUGGUAUCGCUGGCAAACAAAUCCAACAUGUCUUGUGCAUUCGGGCGGAUCCAGGGGGGUCCUCAGCAUCAAAGAAGUACUUGCAGGAGGCAAGAAAACGAAGGGCCCACGGGCACUGAAGGAAGUGGAGGUUUACUCCCAAAUGUACUAUGCGGACAAUGUCAAGCAGUCAGCUGACGAGGCGAUUGCAAAGGGAAACAUCACCUCUCAUGGUUCCAAGCUCCUUGUACAUCAUGAGAUCACAGCGGAGAAAUAUGAGGCAGAGUCAAGCACUGUAAAAGACAAAGUUAGGAAGAAGCACAAAUUGUUGUGCAAGAAGUUUAGGAAAGCUCGCAAGAUUGCGAGAGCCAAGAUAAGGGAAGAGGUAGAUGAUGAGACAAAGAUGAGGGCAAUCCACAAGCUUCCAGGUGUGUUAGAUCGCAUAUUCCGACACCUAAGCCACAUGACAGGAGGAUGGAAAUUCUCGGUCCUCAUGGGUGGCCGUGAUACUGAAGCUGGAGGCACUAUGCAAUUCUUUGAGUUUACCACCUUGGAGAAUGCACUACAGGAGGGCAAUUCUUAG